Messenger RNA from Plutella xylostella (diamondback moth), 6058 nucleotides. Its product is annotated as cadherin-87A. Gene Ontology annotation, cellular component: plasma membrane. Gene Ontology annotation, biological process: homophilic cell-cell adhesion. The record is from RefSeq and is a predicted model, not a curated record. Gene Ontology annotation, molecular function: calcium ion binding. NCBI's taxonomy places the organism in Eukaryota, Metazoa, Arthropoda, Insecta, Lepidoptera, Plutellidae.
GCGGGGUCCACGCAGGCGGGUUAUGUGCCGAUCAAGUUCUAUUGAACUUUAAGUGACAUUUAUCAAAGUAAUAAAGAAAAAAUCGUAAUAAUACUAGAAGUAAUCAUUCAGUGCAUAGUAAUUUAGUUAUAUUAAGUGAAAGUGAAUGUUUUCUGUGUUAAAUCUGAGUGAAGUUGCAAAGAACUUGAAUGAAUAACGGUAUUGUAUUUGGCUCGUGAACUUUAGCUGUGAAGUCUGGUUUUGUAUGAAAUUUCGAAGACACACCUUCAGGCUUUUGUUGAAGUCCUUUUGUGUCGCUGCUAUUGUCGACUGCCAGCGAGAGGAGUGCCAGUAUGCUCCUCCAUGUGUGAUUUCGGUCCGGUCCCACCGAACGUAGCGCCGCGAUGGAGCUGCGAUGGGCAGCGGCGUGCGUGCUGUGCGCGCUGCUCGCCACCACCACAGGGGAGACCAACCUGCCGCCGGAGUUCCGCAAGGACAUGAACAACCUGGCGGUGUCGGAGCUGACGCCGCCCGGGACCGUGGUUUACCGCCUGCAGGGCAGCGACCCCGAAGGAGGUCCGAUCAAGUACGGGCUGGUGGGAACUGACAAGUUCUCCGUAGAUCCUGAAACAGGCGAUGUUACUCUAGUCAAACCUUUAGAUAAAGAAAGUGAAGAGACGAUAAAGUUCCUGGUGUCGAUCGAGGACGCGGUCCCGGGCUCCAGCAACAACCUGGUGCAGGUGCCCGCCGCCGUCAUCGUGCUCGACGAGAACGACAACGCGCCCCAAUUCCUCAAUGGUCCCUACGAAGUGGAUGUGCCAGAAGACGAGGCAGUGGGUCGCACGAUCCUGCACGACAUACUAGUGGAAGACAAAGACUCCGUCGGAGACAACCUGGAAGUCACGUGCGUCGCCAACCAACAGUGGUCGUCAGCAUGUGACAUGUUCGAGCUAGUGGCGCUGCAGUCGUCGUCGCACCGCUACUCCGGCGCGCUGGUGCUGCGGCGGCCGCUGGACUAUGAGCAGCAGCAGUACUACCAGUUCCAGCUCACGGCUUCUGACGGCUCCCUCAACUCCUCAGUCCACGUAGAAGUAAAAGUAGUGGACGUGCAGAACCGCCCGCCCGUGUUCAGCGGCUCUCUGAACGCGGCGCUGGCGGAGGACGCGGCGGUGGGCACGCUGGCGCUGACCGUGCGCGCGAGGGACGGGGAUCGCGCCGUGCCCCGGAAUGUGGUCGUCGAGCUGGUUAAUAAUCCGCUGGACUUCUUCCUGCUGAACCAGGAGACGGGCGAGCUGAAGACCGCCAAGCCGCUGGACCGCGAGGCGCUGCCCGACCCCAGCUCCCCGCUCAACCUCACCGUCCGGGCUACAGAAGUAGUAAACGGGCAGCCCUACAUAAGCAACCAGACAUCUUCUUUGGCGACCGUCACCAUCACUAUCAAGGACGUGAACGACGAGCCGCCCCGCUUCAGCCAGAAGGAGUACCACGUGUCGGUGCCGGAGAGCCUGCCGCCGCACACGCCGCUGCCCCGCCUCGACAUGCUCGUCACUGACACUGACGUCGGUCUAAACUCGGUAUUCUUCGUGCGCGUGGCGGGGUCAGAGCAUCGUUUUGUGGCGGAGCCGGGGCGGGGCGCGGGGGGCGCGGCCGGCAGCGCGCGCGCACAGCUGCGGUUGAACUCCUCGCUUGACUAUGAAGACCCUAACCAGAGGAAGUUUAUACUUGAGGUGAUAGCGGAAGAGCUGCACACGUCCCCGGCGCUACAUUCAUCCGCGUCAGUGAUCGUGACGGUGACGGACGUGAACGACAACGCGCCGCAGUUCGCGGACGAUGACGUCACCGUGGUCGUGAGCGAGACCGCGCCGCCCGGCGUCAUCGCCAAUAUUACCGCUACUGAUCGGGAUAGUGGACGUUUCGGCACAUCCGGCCUGGUCUACCAGCUAUGGGGCGCGGGCUCGGAGCUGUUCACCGUGGAGCCCCGCACCGGCGCCGUGUCGGUCGCGCCCUGCGCCCGCCCCGGGCACGCGCCGUGUCUGGACCACGAGGCGCAGAAAGACUACUUCUUGCAUUAUAAGGCGACGGACGACGACGGCGCGGGACAGUCAACCGUGAUCUCGCUCCACGUUCGCGUCACUGACGGCAACGACAACCCACCAGUGUUCGCCACGCCCGUCUACAGGGCCUCCAUCGACGAGGAUGCCGUCAAGUUCGAACCUGAACUACAGGUGCAAGCCCGCGACGUGGACGAAACAUCUGAGAUCCGCUACAGCAUCGUGUCUCCGGAAGACUCCCCGUUCUGGGUGGACCUGCUGACGGGCCGGCUCGGGGUCAGGCCCGACCAGCGCGUCGCCGUCGAAGGGGACCACAACAAGAUCGUGCUCACGGUCAUGGCAUCAGACGGCGUGUUCAACGCGACGUGUGAAGUAGAGAUCUCAGUGCGCGACGUCAACAACCACGCGCCCGCCUUCGACGCAGCUAACUACACCGCGCUGGUGUCUGAGGACACUCCCAUUGGAACGUCAAUAGCAUCAGUAUCAGCCCACGACCUGGACUCCGGAGUCAACUCGGAGCUAGUGCUGGCGCUGCGGCGCGGCGCGCACCACGCCUUCUCGCUGGACGACGACGGGACGGUCCGUGUGGCUGAUAGACUGGACUAUGACGUGCGGGAUACUUAUCAUGUGAUCAUUGAGGCCGCUGAUAAGGGAAUGCCAAGCUUGACUGGAACUACGGAGUUGACAAUAAACGUGAUAAAUGUCAACGAUAAGAAACCCUCCUUCACUCCUCCUAUACAAAGAGCUGAGGUAUCCGCUGAUGCUGAAGUGGGCACAUUCGUUCAUAACUUGGUGGCUGUGGAUCCCGACACGACCAGUAUUGAGGAUCUGAAGUACGAACUCGCCACCGACAGACAAAUCAUAGCUGUUGAUAAUAAUGGAAAAGAGGUAUCAGACGAGGGUAUAUUCGGGGGCUGGUUCUCCGUCUCCCCCAACGGCUCAGUGUGGGUGUCUCGGGCGCCGGACCGCGCGCGCGCCGCCGUGGUCACGCUGCCUGUAGCUGUCACGGAUACUGCCGCGCCCAGCGUGCAGCGCGCUGAUGGCGAGCUCAUAAUAACGAUAGUGGAUGUUAACCGCCACGCGCCUCAGUUCUCUCAAGCCGUCUACCGGGAGACGGUGGUAGAGGAGCAGCCGGCCGGCACUGCGUUGAACACCUACGCGCCGCGCGACCAGGACACCGGCAUCGCAGCUGUGGUGAUAGACCCGCCGAGCCCAUACUUCGUCAUUGAUAAUGUUACUGGCCUGGUAAAAACAGCGCAACGCAUCGACUACGAGAAACUGCAGCACAUAAACUUCACCCUUAUCGCGUACGACUCAGGGGUGCCGCAGCGGUCGUCGUCUGCCGAGGUUCUGGUGUCGGUCGUGAACGCCAAUGAUGAAGACCCUGUGUUCACGGCCGCCAGCUAUGAGGGCGUGGUCAGAGAGAACAGCGAUGUUGGGACGCCCGUGCUUAUUGUUAUGGCUAAGGACGCUGAUCUGGGAGAGUUCGGAGAAGUAUCCUACCACCUGUCAGGCAACCAGUCGUCAUUGUUCAGCAUCGAUAGCUCCGGCGCCAUCACGGUGGCGGCGCCCAUCGACCGCGAGCUCACCAGCGACAUCUACCUGCGAGUGGUGGCUGAGGACCAGGCGCCUAAGGACAUCAGGAGGUCUUCUACUGCCCCUAUCCACAUAAAAGUGCUGGACGAGAACGACAACGCGCCGGCGUUCACGCAGCAGGUGUACCGCGCCACCAUCGCGGAGAACCUGCGCGUGUCGCCUCCUGCCGCCAUACUGCAGUUGUUGGCUGAAGAUAAGGAUGAGGGGGCUGCGGGCACCGUCACGUACAGGAUCGAGGACCAGAGCGAAGCAGGAGUAUUCACAGUAGACGAAUCAACUGGCAUCCUGUACCCAGCCAAGCCUGUAACAGGCGACCGCAGCUACGAGGUGACGGUGUCGGCGUCAGACGGCGCGCACUCGGUCGCCGCCGCCGUGCACGUGUCCGUCACGCGGGUUAAUAAACACAGCCCCGUCAUCUUGCAGCCGCCGCCCAUGCUGGAGGUCAAGCCGGAGCAAGCACAACCGGACUCUCUCCUGACGACGGUGCAGGCCACGGACGCGGACGGCGGCGACAACGGGCGCGUGUCGUACUUCCUGCGGCUGGACGACCGCAACGUGGCGGAGACGCCCGAGUUCACCCUCGACCAGCUCACGGGCGAGCUGAGGGCUCGUGUGGCGCUGGAUAGGGAACAUGGACCUUAUCAGCUAGUACUAGUAGCCUCGGACCACGGCUCGCCGGCGCGGUUCGAGACGCUGCGCGUAGUCUCCCUGACGGUGGCCGGCGGGGACGAGCACGCGCCCGCCUUCCCGCAGACCAGCUACGAGCUGAUCGUGCCGGAGAACCUGCCGCCGGGGGUCAUUGUCGGUUCCCUAAAAGCCACAGACAAGGACGCGGGCGCGCACGGCACUGUGUACUACCACAUCCUUGAGGGGAACCACGACGGCGCGUUCACGCUGGACCGCACGCAGGGGCUGCUGAGGACCAACGCCACUUUUGACAGAGAGCAACAAUCUGAAUACACGCUAACAGUAUACGCGAGCAACAACCCGAUCCUGGAGCGAGCGGCGGCCAUCUUGAACUCCAUCGACAAGCACGAGAACGGCUCGGAGCUGGCGGGCGCGGCCAGCGUCGCCGCCGUACGGGUCAGAGUCAUGGAUGAGAAUGAUAAUGCGCCCAGGUUCCUCAACAAGGUUUACUAUGCUGGCGUGAAGCACACAGCCAAGAUCAACGAGGCCAUCACCUCCGUGAUCGCCAUCGACGAGGACUUCGCGGAGAAUGGCACCCUGAUGUACCUGGUGGCCGCGUCCAACCUGUACAAGUUCGGCGAGAGCACGCCGGCCGGCAGCAUCGUGCCCUCGCCCUUCAACAUCACGCAGGAAGGAGUGCUGAUGACGGCGACGUUCAUGGCGGAGUACCGCGGCGACCGCUUCGUGCUGGACGUGCUGGCGCAGGAGGUGGCGCCGCCGCACCGCCGCGCCGUGGCACAGGUCUAUGUGUGGGUGCUGGACAGUUCGUCGCUGAUCCGCAUGGUGGUGUCCCGCAGCUGCGUCAGCGUGGGCGCGCCGGCGCUGGGCGCGGGGGGCACGGGGGGCGCGGCGGCAGGGGGGCAGGGCGUGGUGACGUCACGGCUGGGCGCGGCCGCCAACGCGUUGCUCGUGCCGGUGCAUGCCAAGCACUAUGUACACUCGGACACGCUGUAUCAGGAUUGGUGUGAGGUCCACCUCCAAGCCGUAGACCCGGGCUCGCUGCAGCUGCUGCCCGCGCCGGCGGUGCUGCGCCGCAUCGACGCCCAGUACGACGCUCUCAGGGACCUGUACCAGGAGUAUGGCGUGGAGACGCUGAUAGCCAACAGUGAUGAUAGUAAAGGGCCUGCGAGCUUCGACCCGGCGCUGGCGGCGCUGAUCGCGCUUCUGCUGGUGCUGUUCACCGGCGUCGUCACCUUCGUCGUGGUCUGCGCCUGCCUCAAGCACUGGGUGAUAUCGCCGCCGUCCCUGCAGUCCAGCAAGGGCGACAGCCUGGCACGGCGCCGCAUCCUGGAGGAGCUGGCCACCACCGAGAACCCGCUGUGGCUGGAGAGCAAGCUGCGGCCCUACGAGGAACAGGAGCUCAGCAUGAACGUGUUCGCCGACCAGUUGGCCGACCAGUUGGCCGACACGCUGCCUGAUGCCACGGUGGACAACACAUACGCCACCAUCCAGACGCGGCGGCUCGGGGACUAUGCCACGCUCGGGGAGGACUCGCCCACCGGCUUCCAGGGCAGCACAUUCAAGCCGCCGACGCCCACGACGCCGGAGCCGCCGCCGCGACCCUCCGCCAUGCACUCGCCCUGAUUGAUUGACACCACUGUUGGAUGAAGAAUCAAGUUUGUAAAUAUAAACUCUCCAGAUAGUUAUGGAUACUUGCAUGUUGGCCAUGUAUCUAAACAGUAGUAAAUCCCUUUUUUCCAUUGAACUUAUAUUACUGUAAUAUUAGUUCAAUGUUUAUUUUAUGA